Molecule: messenger RNA, 954 nt
Organism: Trypanosoma theileri
Lineage: Eukaryota; Euglenozoa; Kinetoplastea; Trypanosomatida; Trypanosomatidae
Product: leucine rich repeat containing 45
Exons: 1
Coding region: 1-954 (317 amino acids)
Molecular function (GO): protein binding
Source: RefSeq, a predicted model, not a curated record
AUGUCAGAAGUGAUGACGACUUCUGGAGCUGAGAAAAAUUCUCCCUGUACGACUUCCAAAGAGAACUGCAGUGAUAAAAUAUUGGAGCUGUUUCUUCGCAUAUACGCCUUAAAAUGCAAAGAAUCUGCAAUAGAGAUGAAUCCUCGUGUUCUGCAAGCUGCUGUUGAAAUGCAAAAAAGUACAGUUCCGAUAAAAAAUAGAACAACACAUGAGGGGGUUUCUUUAAACCAUUCAGAUAAAAUAGAGGUGUCAUACACUCUUACUGGAAUGUCACUUGGAGUUAGUGGGAUAAAAGCUCUUAUAGCAGCACUUAUUGCUCUUCCAAUCACAAUACUUGAUCUUAGUGGUUGCUAUCUUGGAGAUUCUGGCUUCGCUGCACUUGCGGACGCCGUAUCAACAUCUUCUUCUUCUUUACUAUUACGUAGUCUAAACUUAAGUGCUGUUGGAGCCACAGAUGCUGGACCACUAGCAAACUUAGUGACAUCAUCUCAACAAUUACAGGUACUUGAUCUCUCCUGCAACAAGCUUGGUACACGUUCAGCAGGUUUGGCUGUUCUUUGUGGGGCGAUGCAGUAUCAUACUGCACUACGAGAAGUCUUUCUUAGUGAUAACUUUAUUAAUGGUGGUUGCGAUACAACUAUGCGGGCAAUUGCGGAAUGGCUAGUAUGCUCUGGUCGUACAGGUGUAUUACUACACAUUGAUUUACGUUUCAAUACGUUGGGCUUCUCACGCGAUUUGGCGGCCAGUGCAGGUGUUGUGAGAAUGACACGGUGUGUGUAUGGUACCCAUCCACUAGUAGAUGGACUCAUGUUCAACAAUAUAUUGGAAUAUCUAGAUCUGGAGGGAAAUGCGUUUCCAGAGGAUGUGUUGGACGUUAUAGAUGCGAAAUUGGCUGUUAACCGACGUAGCAAGGAGAGUAUUCGAAGAGAAUUAAAAGUAUCCAUAGCUGCGUGA